AUGACAGCCAAUAUGUGGAUGUCCUUCCCCUGGCUGCCGCACCGCCCCGCCCGCUGCUUCUUCUUCCUCAGUGCCGCCCGCUCCCUCUCCUCAUGUGCCUCUGUGAACCUGCAGCAUGGAGGAAGAGGUUGGAGGUUUGGGGGGGGUAACGUUAGAGUGAAGGAAAGGAGCAUGGAGUGUGGGCAGCAUGGAGUGUGGGCAGCAUGGAGUGUGGGCAGCAUGGAGUGUGGGCAGCAUGGAGUGUGGGCAGCAUGGAGUGUGGGCAGCAUGGAGUGUGGGCAGCAUGGAGUGUGGGCAGCAUGGAGUGUGGGCAGCAUGGAGUGUGGGCAGCAUGGAGUGUGGGCAGCAUGGAGUGUGGGCAGCAUGGAGUGUGGGCAGCAUGGAGUGUGGGCAGCAUGGAGUGUGGGCAGCAUGGAGUGUGGGCAGCAUGGAGUGUGGGCAGCAUGGAGUGUGGGCAGCAUGGAGUGUGGGCAGCAUGGAGUGUGGGCAGCAUGGAGUGUGGGCAGCAUGGAGUGUGGGCAGCAUGGAGUGUGGGCAGCAUGGAGUGUGGGCAGCAUGGAGUGUGGGCAGCAUGGAGUGUGGGCAGCAUGGAGUGUGGGCAGCAUGGAGUGUGGGCAGCAUGGAGUGUGGGCAGCAUGGAGUGUGGGCAGCAUGGAGUGUGGGCAGCAUGGAGUGUGGGCAGCAUGGAGUGUGGGCAGCAUGGAGUGUGGGCAGCAUGGAGUGUGGGCAGCAUGGAGUGUGGGCAGCAUGGAGUGUGGGCAGCAUGGAGUGUGGGCAGCAUGGAGUGUGGGCAGCAUGGAGUGUGGGCAGCAUGGAGUGUGGGCAGCAUGGAGUGUGGGCAGCAUGGAGUGUGGGCAGCAUGGAGUGUGGGCAGCAUGGAGUGUGGGCAGCAUGGAGUGUGGGCAGCAUGGAGUGUGGGCAGCAUGGAGUGUGGGCAGCAUGGAGUGUGGGCAGCAUGGAGUGUGGGCAGCAUGGAGUGUGGGCAGCAUGGAGUGUGGGCAGCAUGGAGUGUGGGCAGCAUGGAGUGUGGGCAGCAUGGAGUGUGGGCAGCAUGGAGUGUGGGCAGCAUGGAGUGUGGGCAGCAUGGAGUGUGGGCAGCAUGGAGUGUGGGCAGCAUGGAGUGUGGGCAGCAUGGAGUGUGGGCAGCAUGGAGUGUGGGCAGCAUGGAGUGUGGGCAGCAUGGAGUGUGGGCAGCAUGGAGUGUGGGCAGCAUGGAGUGUGGGCAGCAUGGAGUGUGGGCAGCAUGGAGUGUGGGCAGCAUGGAGUGUGGGCAGCAUGGAGUGUGGGCAGCAUGGAGUGUGGGCAGCAUGGAGUGUGGGCAGCAUGGAGUGUGGGCAGCAUGGAGUGUGGGCAGCAUGGAGUGUGGGCAGCAUGGAGUGUGGGCAGCAUGGAGUGUGGGCAGCAUGGAGUGUGGGCAGCAUGGAGUGUGGGCAGCAUGGAGUGUGGGCAGCAUGGAGUGUGGGCAGCAUGGAGUGUGGGCAGCAUGGAGUGUGGGCAGCAUGGAGUGUGGGCAGCAUGGAGUGUGGGCAGCAUGGAGUGUGGGCAGCAUGGAGUGUGGGCAGCAUGGAGUGUGGGCAGCAUGGAGUGUGGGCAGCAUGGAGUGUGGGCAGCAUGGAGUGUGGGCAGCAUGGAGUGUGGGCAGCAUGGAGUGUGGGCAGCAUGGAGUGUGGGCAGCAUGGAGUGUGGGCAGCAUGGAGUGUGGGCAGCAUGGAUGUGGGCAUCAUGGAGUGGGGCAGCAUGGAGUGUGGGCAGCAUGGAGUGUGGGCAGCAUGGAGUGUGGCAGCAUGGAGUGUGGCAGCAUGGAGUGUGGGCAGCAUGGAGUGUGGGCAGCAUGGAGUGUGGGCAGCAUGGAGUGUGGGCAGCAUGGAGUGUGGGCAGCAUGGAGUGUGGGCAGCAUGGAGUGUGGGCAGCAUGGAGUGUGGGCAGCAUGGAGUGUGGGCAGGCAUGGAGUGUGGGCAGCAUGGAGUGUGGGCAGCAUGGAGUGUGGGCAGCAUGGAGUGUGGGCAGCAUGGAGUGUGGGCAGCAUGGGAGUGUGGGCAGCAUGGAGUGUGGGCAGCAUGGAGUGUGGGCAGCAUGGAGUGUGGGCGAGCAUGGAGUGUGGGCAGCAUGGAGUGUGGGCAGCAUGGAGUGUGGGCAGCAUGGAGUGUGGGCAGCAUGGAGUGUGGGCAGCAUGGAGUGUGGCAGCAUGGAGUGUGGGCAGCAUGGAGUGUGGGCAGCAUGGAGUGUGGGCAGCAUGGAGUGUGGGCAGCAUGGAGUGUGGGCAGCAUGGAGUGUGGGCAGCAUGGAGUGUGGGCAGCAUGGAGUGUGGGCAGCAUGGAGUGUGGGCAGCAUGGAGUGUGGGCAGCAUGGAGUGUGGGCAGCAUGGAGUGUGGGCAGCAUGGAGUGUGGGCAGCAUGGAGUGUGGGCAGCAUGGAGUGUGGGCAGCAUGGAGUGUGGGCAGCAUGGAGUGUGGGCAGCAUGGAGUGUGGGCAGCAUGGAGUGUGGGCAGCAUGGAGUGUGGGCAGCAUGGAGUGUGGGCAGCAUGGAGUGUGGGCAGCAUGGAGUGUGGGCAGCAUGGAGUGUGGGCAGCAUGGAGUGUGGGCAGCAUGGAGUGUGGGCAGCAUGGAGUGUGGGCAGCAUGGAGUGUGGGGCAGCAUGGAGUGUGGGCAGCAUGGAGUGUGGGCAGCAUGGAGUGUGGGCAGCAUGGAGUGUGGGCAGCAUGGAGUGUGGGCAGCAUGGAGUGUGGGCAGCAUGGAGUGUGGGCAGCAUGGAGUGUGGGGCAGCAUGGAGUGUGGGCAGCAUGGAGUGUGGGCAGCAUGGAGUGUGGGCAGCAUGGAGUGUGGGCAGCAUGGAGUGUGGGCAGCAUGGAGUGUGGGCAGCAUGGAGUGUGGGCAGCAUGGAGUGUGGGCAGCAUGGAGUGUGGGCAGCAUGGAGUGUGGGCAGCAUGGAGUGUGGGGCAGCAUGGAGUGUGGGCAGCAUGGGAGUGUGGGCAGCAUGGAGUGUGGGCAGCAUGGAGUGUGGGCAGCAUGGAGUGUGGGCAGCAUGGAGUGUGGGCAGCAUGGAGUGUGGGGCAGCAUGGAGUGUGGGCAGCAUGGAGUGUGGGCAGCAUGGAGUGUGGGCAGCAUGGAGUGUGGGCAGCAUGGAGUGUGGGCAGCAUGGAGUGUGGGCAGCAUGGAGUGUGGGCAGCAUGGAGUGUGGGCAGCAUGGAGUGUGGGCAGCAUGGAGUGUGGGCAGCAUGGAGUGUGGGCAGCAUGGAGUGUGGGCAGCAUGGAGUGUGGGCAGCAUGGAGUGUGGGCAGCAUGGAGUGUGGGCAGCAUGGAGUGUGGGCAGCAUGGAGUGUGGGCAGCAUGGAGUGUGGGCAGCAUGGAGUGUGGGCAGCAUGGAGUGUGGGCAGCAUGGAGUGUGGGCAGCAUGGAGUGUGGGCAGCAUGGAGUGUGGGCAGCAUGGAGUGUGGGCAGCAUGGAGUGUGGGCAGCAUGGAGUGUGGGCAGCAUGGAGUGUGGGCAGCAUGGAGUGUGGGCAGCAUGGAGUGUGGGCAGCAUGGAGUGUGGGCAGCAUGGAGUGUGGGCAGCAUGGAGUGUGGGCAGCAUGGAGUGUGGCAGCAUGGAGUGUGGGCAGCAUGGAGUGUGGGCAGCAUGGAGUGUGGGCAGCAUGGAGUGUGGGCAGCAUGGAGUGUGGGCAGCAUGGAGUGUGGGCAGCAUGGAGUGUGGGCAGCAUGGAGUGUGGGCAGCAUGGAGGUGUUGGGCAGCAUGGAGUGUGGGCAGCAUGGAGUGUGGGCAGCAUGGAGUGUGGGCCAGCAUGGAGUGUGGGCAGCAUGGGAGUGUGGGCAGCAUGGAGUGUGGGCAGCAUGGAGUGUGGGCAGCAUGGAGUGUGGGCAGCAUGGAGUGUGGGCAGCAUGGAGUGUGGGCAGCAUGGAGUGUGGGCAGCAUGGAGUGUGGGCAGCAUGGAGUGUGGGCAGCAUGGAGUGUGGGCAGCAUGGGAGUGUGGGCAGCAUGGAGUGUGGGCAGCAUGGAGUGUGGGCAGCAUGGAGUGUGGGCAGCAUGGAGUGUGGCAGCAUGGAGUGUGGGCAGCAUGGAGUGUGGGCAGCAUGGAGUGUGGGCAGCAUGGAGUGUGGGCAGCAUGGAGUGUGGGCAGCAUGGAGUGUGGGCAGCAUGAGUGUGGGCAGCAUGGAGUGUGGGCAGCAUGGAGUGUGGGCAGCAUGGAGUGUGGGCAGCAUGGAGUGUUGGGCAGCAUGGAGUGUGGGCAGCAUGGAGUGUGGGCAGCAUGGAGUGUGGGCAGCAUGGAGUGUGGGCAGCAUGGAGUGUGGGCAGCAUGGAGUGUGGGCAGCAUGGAGUGUGGGCAGCAUGGAGUGUGGGCAGCAUGGAGUGUGGGCAGCAUGGAGUGUGGGCAGCAUGGAGUGUGGGCAGCAUGGAGUGUGGGCAGCAUGGAGUGUGGGCAGCAUGGAGUGUGGGCAGCAUGGAGUGUGGGCAGCAUGGAGUGUGGGCAGCAUGGAGUGUGGGCAGCAUGGAGUGUGGGCAGCAUGGAGUGUGGGCAGCAUGGAGUGUGGGCAGCAUGGAGUGUGGGCAGCAUGGAGUGUGGGCAGCAUGGAGUGUGGGCAGCAUGGAGUGUGGGCAGCAUGGAGUGUGGGCAGCAUGGAGUGUGGGCAGCAUGGAGUGUGGGCAGCAUGGAGUGUGGGCAGCAUGGAGUGUGGGCAGCAUGGAGUGUGGGCAGCAUGGAGUGUGGGCAGCAUGGAGUGUGGGCAGCAUGGAGUGUGGGCAGCAUGGAGUGUGGGCAGCAUGGAGUGUGGGCAGCAUGGAGUGUGGGCAGCAUGGAGUGUGGGCAGCAUGGAGUGUGGGCAGCAUGGAGUGUGGGCAGCAUGGAGUGUGGGCAGCAUGGAGUGUGGGCAGCAUGGAGUGUGGGCAGCAUGGAGUGUGGGCAGCAUGGAGUGUGGGCAGCAUGGAGUGUGGGCAGCAUGGAGUGUGGGCAGCAUGGAGUGUGGGCAGCAUGGAGUGUGGGCAGCAUGGAGUGUGGGCAGCAUGGAGUGUGGGCAGCAUGGAGUGUGGGCAGCAUGGAGUGUGGGCAGCAUGGAGUGUGGGCAGCAUGGAGUGUGGGCAGCAUGGAGUGUGGGCAGCAUGGAGUGUGGGCAGCAUGGAGUGUGGGCAGCAUGGAGUGUGGGCAGCAUGGAGUGUGGGCAGCAUGGAGUGUGGGCAGCAUGGAGUGUGGGCAGCAUGGAGUGUGGGCAGCAUGGAGUGUGGGCAGCAUGGAGUGUGGGCAGCAUGGAGUGUGGGCAGCAUGGAGUGUGGGCAGCAUGGAGUGUGGGCAGCAUGGAGUGUGGGCAGCAUGGAGUGUGGGCAGCAUGGAGUGUGGGCAGCAUGGAGUGUGGGCAGCAUGGAGUGUGGGCAGCAUGGAGUGUGGGCAGCAUGGAGUGUGGGCAGCAUGGAGUGUGGGCAGCAUGGAGUGUGGGCAGCAUGGAGUGUGGGCAGCAUGGAGUGUGGGCAGCAUGGAGUGUGGGCAGCAUGGAGUGUGGGCAGCAUGGAGUGUGGGCAGCAUGGAGUGUGGGCAGCAUGGAGUGUGGGCAGCAUGGAGUGUGGGCAGCAUGGAGUGUGGGCAGCAUGGAGUGUGGGCAGCAUGGAGUGUGGGCAGCAUGGAGUGUGGGCAGCAUGGAGUGUGGGCAGCAUGGAGUGUGGGCAGCAUGGAGUGUGGGCAGCAUGGAGUGUGGGCAGCAUGGAGUGUGGGCAGCAUGGAGUGUGGGCAGCAUGGAGUGUGGGCAGCAUGGAGUGUGGGCAGCAUGGAGUGUGGGCAGCAUGGAGUGUGGGCAGCAUGGAGUGUGGGCAGCAUGGAGUGUGGGCAGCAUGGAGUGUGGGCAGCAUGGAGUGUGGGCAGCAUGGAGUGUGGGCAGCAUGGAGUGUGGGCAGCAUGGAGUGUGGGCAGCAUGGAGUGUGGGCAGCAUGGGAGUGUGGGCAGCAUGGAGUGUGGGCAGCAUGGAGUGUGGGCAGCAUGGAGUGUGGGCAGCAUGGAGUGUGGGCAGCAUGGAGUGUGGGCAGCAUGGAGUGUGGGCAGCAUGGAGUGUGGGCAGCAUGGAGUGUGGGCAGCAUGGGAGUGUGGGCAGCAUGGAGUGUGGGCAGCAUGGAGUGUGGCAGCAUGGAGUAGUGGGCAGCAUGGAGUGUGGGGCAGCAUGGAGUGUGGGCAGCAUGGAGUGUGGGCAGCAUGGAGUGUGGGCAGCAUGGAGUGUGGGCAGCAUGGAGUGUGGGCAGCAUGGAGUGUGGGCAGCAUGAGUGUGGGCAGCAUGGAGUGUGGGCAGCAUGGAGUUGGGCAGCAUGGAGUGUGGGCAGCAUGGAGUGUGGGCAGCAUGGAGUGUGGGCAGCAUGGAGUGUGGGCAGCAUGGAGUGUGGGCAGCAUGGAGUGUGGGCAGCAUGGAGUGUGGGCAGCAUGGAGUGUGGGCAGCAUGGAGUGUGGGCAGCAUGGAGUGUGGGCAGCAUGGAGUGUGGGCAGCAUGGAGUGUGGGCAGCAUGGAGUGUGGGCAGCAUGGAGUGUGGGCAGCAUGGAGUGUGGGCAGCAUGGAGUGUGGGCAGCAUGGAGUGUGGGCAGCAUGGAGUGUGGGCAGCAUGGAGUGUGGGCAGCAUGGAGUGUGGGCAGCAUGGAGUGUGGGCAGCAUGGAGUGUGGGCAGCAUGGAGUGUGGGCAGCAUGGAGUGUGGGCAGCAUGGAGUGUGGGCAGCAUGGAGUGUGGGCAGCAUGGAGUGUGGGCAGCAUGGAGUGUGGGCAGCAUGGAGUGUGGGCAGCAUGGAGUGUGGGCAGCAUGGAGUGUGGGCAGCAUGGAGUGUGGGCAGCAUGGAGUGUGGGCAGCAUGGAGUGUGGGCAGCAUGGAGUGUGGGCAGCAUGGAGUGUGGGCAGCAUGGAGUGUGGGCAGCAUGGAGUGUGGUGCAGCAUGGAGUGUGGGCAGCAUGGAGUGUGGGCAGCAUGGAGUGUGGCAGCAUGGAGUGUGGGCAGCAUGGAGUGUGGGCAGCAUGGAGUGUGGGCAGCAUGGAGUGUGGGCAGCAUGGAGUGUGGGCAGCAUGGAGUGUGGGCAGCAUGGAGUUGUGGCCAGGCAGCAUGGAGUGUGGGCAGCAUGGAGUGUGGGCAGCACAUGGAG
Closterium sp. Naga37s-1 is the source of this 7087-nucleotide messenger RNA. NCBI's taxonomy places the organism in Eukaryota, Viridiplantae, Streptophyta, Zygnematophyceae, Desmidiales, Closteriaceae. The record is from the annotation of a GenBank genome assembly.